AUGUCUUCCAAGUCUUCGGGGUGGCAGGUAGAACUGCCUGUUCACCAGUUGGAACGCAAUGUUAUUUUUCUCCCCGGGAUCACUUAUCGCGUUGUCUUUGAUAAACAAAAGGCUCUUGAUCUGGCUUCGAGAUGGUCCGCUGCUGAACGCUCAGAAAGCGUGGCAGCAAUUGCCUCGCGCUUUGGCUUGUCUUCCAAGCGUUUGGCUGCCUGUGUGCCUGGUUAUCCGGAUUCAGACACGUGCACCGUCUGUGUGGUGAAUGGCUUUUACGAGAUGAGCGAGACGACCGUGGUGAGUUUCAAGGGUGUUACGCGGGGCCGUAUCGUGAGGUCUGACGAGGAAACCAUUACCGUUGAGAUUGAAGAGGAAACGCGGGUGCAGAGGCCGGACACGGAAGACAUAAUGCGUCUGUUUGACAACAUAGACGAGUUCCUGACUACCUACAAGGAUGAGAGCACUUUGGACCCGGAUGACAAGGAGGAACGCAUGCGACACAUUCUUUUGCGGCUCACGCCUCUUGCAACGCUUUUGAACACCCAGUUGUCUGCGUCGGACGUGUCGGCGGGCCUGAAGCGGCUGAGACAGGCGUACGGCCGCAAGUCUGGAGACUUUGCGCACUACAACGACGUACUUGUUGCGCUGUUUCCAUUUCCGAUUGAAUUGAAAAUGGCAUAUUUGAGAUCCAAGGGAGCAGAACGUACGGAGGUGUUUUCCAAAUGUGUGGCAUUUGCAAACAAGGUCUUUGAAGAACAUCUUAAUACGAGCUAUUUGCUGGAGAUUUGGAGCAGUCUUGAUCACCGGAGCGGCAAGUCGCAGGGCGAUCUUUCGCGGUCGCAGUUCAUCUCAAACCAUUUGCGGAAUUUACGUCGUCUGGUCGAGGAUAUGGGUCUUACGCGAGCCACGGGUCGUGGCAGCAGAGCGGCUGACGACAAUGACGAAAAUAAGGGUAUCCAGGACUUUGUCGACUCUUUGGACCAGUACAUGAUCAAUGAGGACGGUAAGAGGCUUAUUGUCAAAGACUUUCAGAGACUGAAGCAGAUGCAAUCCAGCUCCUCGGAUUACCAGGUUUUGAGAGCGUAUCUCGAGAUAAUCAUGGAUCUUCCGUGGCAGCGGCUUGACUCUUUCGUGGAGUCGGUUGAUGUGGAUCUUUUACGUGCACGAGAGCAACUGGAUGCCGACCAUUACGGCAUGGAGAGUGCCAAGGAGAGAAUAUUAGAGUAUCUGGCGGUGUUGAACCUGCACAAUCGAAAACAGCCGAGACCCGAGCCGGAAUUCGUGUACGGAAGCGGAAACGAGCCUGCAGCGACGCAACGGCCGGCUCCCACCCUGAAAGCGCCAAUCCUGCUUCUGACAGGCCCUCCUGGCGUCGGCAAAACGUCGCUGGCGCGGUCGAUUGCCAGUACUUUGGGCCGUAGGUUCCAGAGAAUUAGUGUUGGAGGGCUGAAUGAUUUUGCAGACCUGAAGGGGCACAGAAGAACAUACGUCGGGGCAAUUCCAGGGCUAAUAGUCCAGGCAUUGCGGCGUUCUCAGUCGAUGAAUCCGGUGAUUUUACUGGACGAGGUGGACAAGAUAGGCUCUAACUCUCGGAAAGGAGACCCUGAGGCUGCUCUGUUGGAAAUUCUGGACCCUGAGCAGAACACCAACUUUCACGACCACUACAUCGGCUUCCCUAUAGAUCUCUCGCAGGUGCUGUUUGUGUGCACCUCGAACGAUCUAUGGCAGCUGAGUGAUCCUUUGCGUGACCGGAUGGAAGUAAUCGAACUUGCAGGAUACAAUUACAUGGAAAAGGUUGAGAUUUGCAAGAAAUACAUCAUUCCUCGUCAGUUGGAACGUGCAGGACUUCCUAGCGACGCGGUCGCGAUGGAUGACGAGACGAUCCUCAAGAUGGCCACUAAUUACACCAGCGAGCCCGGGAUUCGAAACCUUGAACGGCUCAUUGCGGCUAUCUGUCGGGGAAAGGCUGUUGAGUCUCAGAUGGGCGAGGCUACCAAGACUGUGACCGUGCACGAUCUCGCAAAAUAUAUAGGCAGUCCUUCACAUCUUCGUGCCACAGCGGCGGGUGAGACCAAGUUCCAGAAAGGGUACGGAGUGGUCAACGGUUUGUCGUACAACUCUGACGGGUCGGGGUCUCUUUUGCGGUUUGAGAUGAUCGGUCUUCCUGGAUCGCAGAAAAUGAACUGCACCGGACGUUUGGGAGAGGUGUUGCUGGAGAGCUCCCAGAUAGCAAAUACCCUUGUUGGAUACCUGCUACACAACAAUUUGGUGGCCGGCACUCAAGAAUUCAGAGACGAGCUUCUCAAACGAUAUGAGAAUACCAGCGUGCAUUUGCACGUUCCCGAAGGUGCAAUUUCCAAAGAUGGGCCUUCAGCGGGAAUCACCAUGACGCUGUGCCUGAUGUCCCUGGUGUUGCGCAAAAAAGUGCCGGAAACGAUCGCCAUGACGGGGGAAAUCACGCUUACCGGUAAAGUGCUCCCAAUCGGAGGAGUGAGAGAGAAACUACUGGGCGCACACCUUGCAGGCAAGGUGAACAAGGUGCUACUUCCACGGCAGAACCGCAAGGAUGUGAUUGAAGAUUAUAUCUAUAAUCUGAGGGAUCGGGAGCUGGCCAAAGAGCUUUCUGCCAAGUUCCUCGACGAGGAAGAGCAGCUUCUUAAGGAGGGCCGCACGCACGCAGGAGAGCCUGAGAAAUGGGUCAAUCAAACAUUGGAGCUCGAGAUUGUGUAUGUUGACGACUUCAGCGACGUGCUUGCCAGCGUGUGGGAAGGUGAAGUGCUGCUCACUGGGGGAAUUCGCGAGGCUCGUAUUUAG
This is a messenger RNA of Ogataea haglerorum, 2808 nucleotides long. RefSeq lists its product as uncharacterized. The transcript has a single exon. Gene Ontology annotation, biological process: protein catabolic process; protein targeting to peroxisome; protein processing. Bases 1 to 2808 code for a protein of 935 amino acids. The record is from RefSeq and is a predicted model, not a curated record. Gene Ontology annotation, molecular function: ATP-dependent peptidase activity; ATP binding; serine-type endopeptidase activity. Gene Ontology annotation, cellular component: peroxisomal matrix. NCBI's taxonomy places the organism in Eukaryota, Fungi, Ascomycota, Pichiomycetes, Pichiales, Pichiaceae.